Molecule: messenger RNA, 790 nt
Organism: Cucurbitaria berberidis CBS 394.84
Lineage: Eukaryota; Fungi; Ascomycota; Dothideomycetes; Pleosporales; Cucurbitariaceae
Exons: 3
Coding region: 183-419 (78 amino acids)
Source: RefSeq, a predicted model, not a curated record
GCUAGUUAUAUAGAGGCUACUAGACAGACCCUGAGUCAGUAUAUUUGGCGCUCAAGGGAAAUUUUCAGGGUGCAGCGCCAAGCCCAGCUCCCGCCGUCUCAUUGGCGUGCGCUUUAUCAGCGAUUUUUUAGAACUUCAUUCAAACAUUACACCGAACUACACGCACCCUCACAUCCGCCACCAUGCCCAUUUCCAAGAAAGACAGAAUUCAGCGAGAGCACAAAAAAGCCGACAAGGCUGGCACCCGCGCCCCGGUCAAGGCAAAUGGGCUACCCGUCAAGGCACCGAAGCCGACGUCGAUUUGCCAGAAUUGUCGCCGCGAGAUUGUAAACACGAACAUAGCUCAGCUUGAAGCCCACGCACUCAGUCACGAUCAGACUUCGUGGCCAAAGGAAAAGUGCUGGCCGGGUCUCUUUUGAGGGGGCGCAUGUGGAAUUAGAGAGAAGGAAUAUGGGCACAUGAGCUUGGUUGCCGAUGAGGGCUGCGACGCCGCUGGUAAACGGGCCAUAGCAUACCACUCCCUGUAACGACGGAGAUGAGCAUACGAACUUAAUGGGAACAAUCGAAACGUGCACUGCAACAACCCAAAACCUUCACACAUUCAUGGCCAACUUUGGAAUUUGCGACGAGGAGAGCUGAAUUGAAUAGCCUCUAUUCUGCUCUUGGAUUGCGUAAAUUUGGUGAUGGUCCUUGAGAUUGAUAUAGAUUCCAGUGGAGUUGUAGAUAGACUGGGAAGAGUACUUGCAUGGCUGAUCGCGGUUGUAGAUGUUUCGACUAAUUUGUAGGUCAG